AUGGCGACCACCCCGGCCAAUGUCGAGACUGCAAAUGCACUCACAGGUCCGCGUGCUGCAGAAAAGCACGGCAAACAUGAGCCGGUACUUUUGGAUCAUGUAGCCCACGAUGCUCAAGCGGCGACGGAGGGCCAGAAGAACAUGUCGGUCAUGGAGUCCUUCCGGGCGUAUCCCAAGUCUGUGGCAUUCUCAAUGGUCCUUUCUCUCUGCGUUGUCAUGGAGGCAUACGACACCUCCCUAAUUGGCAACUUCUACGGCUUGCCGCAGUUCCGUCGAAGAUUCGGAGUGCGGUUGGAGAACGGCGACUAUCAACUUACAUCAACAUGGCAGUCGGGCUUGCAAAACGCUACUCAAGUUGGUCAAAUGAUUGGGCUCUUCGUCGGUGGCAUGGUCGCGGAACGCUACGGAUACAAGAAGACUUUCCUCGGUGCCCUAGUACUUAACAUCGUCUUCAUCUUCCUCUUCUUCUUUGCGCAGAAUAUCGGCUACCUUCUCGCAGGAGGUCUGCUUUGUGGCCUCCCCUGGGGUGCCUUCCAAGCUUUGACGACAACCUACGCCGCCGAUGUCACGCCCAUGGCCCUUCGACCGAUCAUGACGACUUAUACAAACAUGUGCUGGGUCAUUGGGCAAUUCAUCGGUACUGGUGUCCUGCGAGGACUCCUUUCUCGCCCCGACGACUGGGCUUGGCGUAUUCCCUACGCCAUCCAAUGGGUGUUCCCCUUGCCCAUCAUGGUUGGCGUUAUGCUCGCACCCGAGAGCCCGACUUGGCUGGUUCGUAAAGGCCGUCUGACCGACGCUCGCAAUGCUCUGCGGCGACUAGCGAGUUCCUCGACAACAGAUGCUGAACUCGACGUCAGCAUCUCCAUGAUCGCCCAUACAAACGAGAUGGAGAGACUGAACUCGGAGGGAACCUCAUACAUCGACUGCUUUCGCGGCACCAACCUUCGCAGAACAAUGAUUGCCUGCUUCGUGUGGGUGGGACAAGUUGCUUGUGGCGUUUGGUUUGGCAGCAACGUCAUCUACUUCCUUCAACAAGCUGGCUUUGACUCGGACAACUCAUUCAGCUUUGGUCUCGGAACUAAUGCCAUGGCUAUCGUCGGCACCUUUCUCUCUUGGUUCCUUCUCCCCCAUGUCGGACGUCGAACACUAUAUGUCGUUGGUCUUUGCAUCAUGUUCACCGUACUAGUGACCGUCGGCGGUAUGGGCAUUCCGGCUCCCCGUCCGGAUCUAGGCUGGGCAUCGGGAGCCUUGUUGAUGGUCUUCGUCAUCACGUACGACAUGACCGUGGGACCAACUUGCUACUGUUUAGUCGCAGAAAUUCCUUCCACCCGACUCCGAAUCAAGACAGUUGCUAUUGCCCGCAAUGCCUAUCUUCUGGCUAGCAUCGGCGCCAACUUCUUGAACCCGCCUAUCAUCAACCCCAGCGCCUGGAACUUGAGAGGAAAGGGAGGAUUCAUCUGGGCAGGAAUUUGCUUCUGCGAACUGGUUUGGGCGUACUUCUGUCUUCCCGAACCGAAGGGACGCUCCCCAGCUGAGCUUGAGAUGCUGUUCGAGAACCGCGUGAGUGCACGCCAGUUUGCACAGGCUAAGGUGGAAGUAUUUGCAGACAAUGUGGGGAGAGAUGAAAAGCACGAUGGACCGAUGGCGGUCAACGUUGAGGGUCGGUGA
Messenger RNA from Colletotrichum abscissum, 1668 nucleotides. RefSeq names its product general alpha-glucoside permease. The record is from RefSeq and is a predicted model, not a curated record. The transcript has a single exon. Lineage: Eukaryota; Fungi; Ascomycota; Sordariomycetes; Glomerellales; Glomerellaceae. Gene Ontology annotation, cellular component: membrane. Gene Ontology annotation, biological process: transmembrane transport; carbohydrate transport. Bases 1 to 1668 code for a protein of 555 amino acids. Gene Ontology annotation, molecular function: carbohydrate:proton symporter activity.